Molecule: messenger RNA, 1110 nt
Organism: Myripristis murdjan (pinecone soldierfish)
Lineage: Eukaryota; Metazoa; Chordata; Actinopteri; Holocentriformes; Holocentridae
Gene: prr16
Product: proline rich 16
Exons: 2
Coding region: 112-1110 (332 amino acids)
Biological process (GO): positive regulation of translation; positive regulation of cell size
Source: RefSeq, a predicted model, not a curated record
GAAAAGUGAAGAGAGCGGAGGACUGAAAAUGCACUGGCAAAGUGGCAGCGUGGCAUCCAAAGGAUUUGACUUGAGAUCCUUGACGAAAUAGAUUGUGCCAUAAACUGAAGAAUGUCAGGGAUACCUAAUGCAGAAGGUGAAGGAGUAGUCUCCAAAGUACAAGUGAAAAAGGAGAUCAAGACAAUCGUAGAGAAUUUGGAAACCAUCCUGGGAGACCUUAAGGAUGUAGCCAAGGAACUCAAAGAGGUUGUGCAUGAGAUUGACACCCUGACUUGUGACCUGCAACUGGAGGAGGACGGGCUGACAGACAGCUCAAAGACAGACACGCUCAACUCCAGCUCCAGUUCCACCACGACCACCACUGCUUCCAGCCUGGAGAAGAUGAAGCUCUGCCCUGAUGACUGUAUUUUCAGACCGCCUCCACCUGUCACCCAAGUCCCUGCCAACCCCCCCACAGUCCUGACCGUCCUCAAGAAACCACACCCUCCACUACCCCCACCCAGACUGACCCCCCUGAAAGCUGAGGAACAUAACAUAAAGAAUCUGCCUCAUCCUACAUUAGUGUUAUCAGGGAACCUAUCCAAGGCUAAUGGGACUCUAAUGAGGAAUGGCGGGAUUUUUCCCAUAAAACCGAACAGGGAGAUUUUCUCCUCGCCGUGUUUCAUCUCCAGUGACAGUGGAGUUCCUGAGUCGGGGCUCGUGCCUACGUUGCCCAGGCCCAUGCCUCUUCUCCGUCACGAAAAGAACAAGUGCCCCCAGGCUCCAGGCCGGGAGCCUCGUGAGCGGGAGCGGGUCCGUUUCAGUGAGAAGGUGCAGUACCAUGGCUACUGCCCGGACUGUGAUCUUCAGUAUGACGUGGAUGACACAGAACUACAUUUACAGGCCGAACUGAGUGACAUGAGACUCAGCCCUGUCCAUUGCUGCUCUUCCUCUCCUCCCCCUCCUCCUCAUGCUCUUCCUCAUGAACUGAUGUUGGAAAAUGGUGGCCUCCCGGUCAGCCACAGUUUCCCGCCGACGGGAAACGCCCCUCCACCUUGCGUGCCUCCUCACCAGCCAUCCCUCAAGCCCCAGAAAACAAUCCUACGCAAAUCGACUACCACCACGGUUUGA